AUGAGUGAACAAAAGAAUGUUGGAUGUGGUCACCACGAUCACAACGAUGAUGAUAUCAAUUCAAUAUCAAAAGAUUUAGAUACAAAGAUACAUUUGACAGAGGAUCAAUGUAAAUGUGAAACAAAAGAAGGUGAACCUGACGUAGAUAUGUUAGAUCUUCAAAAAUCAAUUGAUAGCAAAGUAAAUAAUAAUAAUAGUAAUAGUAAUAAUGAUACAAGUAAUAAAAAGACAAUAAAAGGUAGAGCAGAAGUAAUUUGUUCAAAGUGUGGAUGUUGUAAAUUAGUACCACUCAAAAUACCAUUCUAUGGACCUUAUACUAUUAGAGGACUUCAAAAGGGUGUAAAAUAUGAAUACUGCACAUGUGGUCUCACAAAGAAUCAACCGUUCUGCGAUAAAUCACAUGUUGGCACUGGCUUUAAACCAAUACCUUUUACACUGGAGAAAGAGCAGACAAUCUGGUUACUUUGUGGUUGCAGAUACUCACAGAAUCUGCCUUAUUGCGAUGCUGAACAUUCCAAGUUACCUUUUAAUCCAAAGGAUCCACCAUGUAGAUGUGAUAAAGCAAAAGAAUUAGAAUUUUAA
Heterostelium album PN500 is the source of this 582-nucleotide messenger RNA. Its product is annotated as CDGSH iron-sulfur domain-containing protein. The coding region runs from base 1 to 582 and encodes 193 amino acids. NCBI's taxonomy places the organism in Eukaryota, Evosea, Eumycetozoa, Acytosteliales, Acytosteliaceae. Gene Ontology annotation, cellular component: intracellular membrane-bounded organelle. Gene Ontology annotation, molecular function: 2 iron, 2 sulfur cluster binding. The record is from RefSeq and is a predicted model, not a curated record. The transcript has a single exon.